AUGAAGUCUGCUGCCGUCCUCACUUUUGGCCUGGCCUCGCUGGCUCUGGCUCAGCCUCGCCACCACGCGCACGUCCGCGCCCAUGAGAAGCGUGGCGAGGUCGACAAGCGUGCCAUCAAGACCGAGUACACGACGCACUGGGAGACCGUCGUCGUCACCGAGUACAUUGACCUCACGGCCACCAGCUGGGUCACUCCUGGUGCUACCCCUGCUGCUUCGUCAGCCCAGCAGGUCCCUGGCCAGUUCUUCGAGGGUGCUUCCUCGUCGUCGUCCUCGUCGCCGUCCCCGUCGCCGUCCACCUCGUCCUCCUCAACCACCACCACCACCACCCACUCGACGUCCACCACCACCGUCACCAUCUCCCCUGUCUCUCCCACGACGUCGUCGACCUAUGUCGCGCCCACCACCAGCACCCCUGUGGCUGCUGUUCCCACGACGUCGUCCACUGCUGCUGCUGUUCAGGAGCCGUCGACCCCCGCUUACGUCGCGCCUGCGGUCGCCACUACCUCGACCCCGGCUGCCGCUGCCUCACCCUCGACUAGCUCUAGCUCGUCGGGCUCCGGCGGGUCCGGCGGCUCCAGCGGCACCACCUUCACGGGCGACAUGACCUACUACACUGUCGGCUUGGGCUCGUGCGGUACGGACCAGACCGGCGAUGACCUGACUCAGAACAUUGUGGCCAUGAACGUCGAGCAGAUGGGCUCCCAGUCCAACGGCAACCCGCUCUGCGGCCAAACCAUCACCAUCUCUGCCAACGGCAACACGGCCACGGCCACCAUCAUGGACAAGUGUAUGGGCUGCGCCUACGGCGCCAUUGACGUUAGCGAGAAGGUGUUCACGGAAAUCUUUGGCAGCCUCGACGUAGGCCGCUCCCCGGUCACCUGGUGGUUCAACUAG
Sporothrix brasiliensis 5110 is the source of this 897-nucleotide messenger RNA. Its product is annotated as expansin family protein. Bases 1 to 897 code for a protein of 298 amino acids. The record is from RefSeq and is a predicted model, not a curated record. Lineage: Eukaryota; Fungi; Ascomycota; Sordariomycetes; Ophiostomatales; Ophiostomataceae. The transcript has a single exon.